AUGUCAAAUAAAGCGGCAUUGUUGCCUUUGAUCCUGGAAAAAGUUUUCGAAAAGUACUCUGCCUCCAAUAUUGAUAAUAAUUUAGGUGAUUUGUUUGUGGAAUUAAAUGCCAUAUUGACGGCACGUGUGGUUAAGGCAGCUUUAAAUUUACUGGACCACCAAUGUAUUGUGGUCUAUCACAAUAUCCCCAAAACUAAACAAGUAGCACAAGUAAACGAGAGUUCCUCAAAAAUCAUUUGGGUAUUUCCUCAUGUUAAUUACUGCACUUGUACCUACUUCCAAGAGCAAGUAUUGGGUGCCAAAGAUCCAAGUACAUCCUCCUACACCUGCGAACACGUUUUGGCUUUACGUUUGUCUCAUCUGCUUAAAAGCGAUAAGAGGAUAAUCACCAGAGCGACUGAUUGAUGCAAUAAAUGUACCCCAUCUUUGUGGUCUCAUGCAACAUUCGAAACUUCUGUAUGAAAAAGGAAUUUUGCACAAUUUGAAAAUGUUGACACAGUCCCAAUAUUCCAAUUUCAAAUUCGUGGCUCGCCUUGAUCAAAUAAAGACAUUAACUGCGGGCAUAAAGUCUCUGACCUUUGGAGAGUAUGGUGCCUUUAUGGUCAAUGAGGACGGAUUCACAUGUACUGUAGAACAGGGCAAAUGUAUACAGGCCUCGUUGUUUUUGAUGCCCGCUUGCUUUUCGGAAUUCCAUGUGGAUGGUGUGGUUCAUUUCAACAUAAAUAUGAAUGUGCUCAACGAAUGUCUGAGUAUAUUCUCGGGCAUUGAUUGCAGCUUGAAAAUGUUCUACAAAGGACCCGAAGCUCCUCUCGUUAUUGUGUUGGAACCCAAAGAUGAAAGUGACAUAAGUACAGAAUGUUCUAUAAAGACCAUGCUGCAAGAUGAAAUAAUGGAGUACGCUUUGGAUGAGAACAGUUCAAGUUUGAAUGUCCUUUUUAUAAGGGGCCCUGAAUUAAUGACUAUUUUCCAAGAAUUUGAUAAAUCCACAGAAGAAUUGGAAAUUACAAUAUCUCCUAGAAGACCACAUUUUAAAAUUGAUACUUUGGGUGUGAUGCAGUCCGAAUCGAGUAUUGAAGUGGCAAAAACAAGCGACAUGAUUCUCAUGUUCAACUGUCGCGAGACAACAAAGGCGCGUUAUAAAUCCUCAUUGAUACGCCUGACACAGAAAGCACUGUCCGUUUCCAGCAAAGUUGCAAUUAAGACAGACCUCAGCGGUUUAAUGGAAAUGCAUUUUAUGCUUCAAGAUUCUAGUGAAGCAGAAAUAUAUAUACAAUUUUUCAUAACACCUAUGGCCGAUAUUGAAAUGUAGGAAGAAGGUAUCAUUUGAUUUUAUUUUCUAGGACCCAACAUUGUUACAGACCAUGUUAUAAAAUAGAUAGAUAUUAUUUUUAAGUUUUUAAAUAUAUGUACGUACAUUUGUUACAGUUUACAUUUAAUGGAA
Stomoxys calcitrans (stable fly) is the source of this 1441-nucleotide messenger RNA. It is a transcript of the gene Rad1, whose product is annotated as cell cycle checkpoint protein RAD1. The transcript is spliced from 3 exons. Gene Ontology annotation, biological process: DNA damage checkpoint signaling; DNA repair. The coding region runs from base 437 to 1309 and encodes 290 amino acids. Gene Ontology annotation, cellular component: checkpoint clamp complex; nucleus. NCBI's taxonomy places the organism in Eukaryota, Metazoa, Arthropoda, Insecta, Diptera, Muscidae. Gene Ontology annotation, molecular function: 3'-5' exonuclease activity. The record is from RefSeq and is a predicted model, not a curated record.